AUGAGGCUUUCGAUUUUCUUCGCUAUUUUGAGACUUCUGCUGACUCAAGAUCCACAAUGUCCUAACCAUUACCAAUAUCCCGCCGAUCUCGACAUUUGUCUCAAUGAAUGGACAGCAAAAACAACCUGGUCGUACGCACUCUCAACUUGUCGUGAUGACGGAGGCGAAUUUAUCUCGAUUCACAACGCCUUCGAGAACGCCGUUUGGGCCAACAUUCAACAACGUAAUCGAAGAUUUUCUCUA
Messenger RNA from Mesorhabditis belari, 243 nucleotides. NCBI's taxonomy places the organism in Eukaryota, Metazoa, Nematoda, Chromadorea, Rhabditida, Rhabditidae. The record is from the annotation of a GenBank genome assembly.